UAAUUCGUCUCUAUAAUUCUUCUGUAUGAUUAUUUCAUGGUCAAUAGACCGAUACGAUAGUGUUCCGUAAGCCACGCGUAAUUUCGGAUCGCACCGCUUCAAUUUUGUUUAUUAUGCCUCGAUGGCUGGGAACGCAUGACCACGGACAUAUACCUAUAUGUCGAUGCGCAUGACUUUUGAUUUUGUUUAUUAAACCUAAGUUGGUAGCACUGAAAUUCGCGACCGCGGCUUUGCGGUUGUGAGAUAUGCGGUGAGAUUAUACAGUAGGACCCGAACGUGGAAUACGGGUAGAAAUCGGGUGGGAUUAAGAAAAGAGGACGAUAGCUAAAGUCGAGCGGGUUUCGUUAAAAUUCUUAUGACCACGUUUGCCGGGUGAAAAUAUGUCUGACUCUUCUGAAGAAGAAGAAAUACCGAGCACCUGGGUCUUCUACAGGGACAGAAAUGAAUGGAAGGACGUUACGCCUGUUCCACAGGAUGAUGGACCUCACCCAAUUGUCGCGAUUGCCUAUUCCGAAACAUUCAAAGAUGCAUACGAUUACUUCAGAGCCAUUCUGAAGUCUGGCGAAAAGUCUGAGCGAGCUCUGAACUUAACGGGGGACUGCAUAAUGCUGAAUUCAGCAAAUUACACGGUAUGGCAGUACAGGAGAGAGAUAUUGAAAGCACUGGACAAGAACCUCUGGAACGAACUCAAGUAUAUAGAAACAAUGAUUAGAAGAACUCCAAAAAACUACCAAGUAUGGCAUCACCGGAGGGUAAUCGUGGAAUGGCUCCAAGAUCCAAGCUUGGACUUAGCUCUGACUGAAAAUGUACUGAAAAAGGAUGCGAAGAAUUAUCAUGCGUGGCAGCAUCGCCAAUGGAUUAUAAAAACUUUCAAUUUGUUUGACGGAGAGUUGGAAUAUGUUGAGCAACUGCUGGACGCCGACGUGAGAAAUAAUUCUGCUUGGAAUCAACGCUACUUUGUCUUGAAUAAUACAACAAAGUUUGAGCCGCAUGUUAUUGAACGAGAAGUUGAUUAUACUUUCAAGAAAAUCGAGCUAGUCAAGGGGAAUGAAAGUGCAUGGAAUUAUCUUAGAGGCAUCUUGCAGCACGAUGGUGAAGGCGGACUCGGGCGAAAUAAAAAAGUCCUCGAGAGUUGCGAAGCAUUGUAUGCAGGAGGCUCGCGGAGCAUACAUCUGCUAGCCUGCAUGAUAGACAUUUGCCAGGAGAGACACGGCGCUGACAUAGAACCAGAAUCACCAUUCACUAUUGAACGUGCGCUUGCACUGUGCAAAGAACUGGCGGAGGAACACGACAAAAUAAGAAGGAGAUACUGGGAGUAUAUAAGUCAGCAACUGCAAAAACUGUCUAACAGCGCUUCGCAGGACGGGCAACGCGUCUUAUGUACGUGAAACUCCUCACUUUUGAAUCAGGGUACUGUGUAUUCUAGUACUGAUUCAAAACAAAGAUUAAUUAACACGGUGUCACAUGAAUUCGCACACUUGAUAUCACAGUACGACGGCGCUGCUGUGACGACGUAAUUUUAGCUGAAAUCAAUUCGAUACGCCAUCUUAUUGACAGUGAAAUUUUAGCGCUCUGUACUUAACAAACAAGUUGAUGUUGACCGCGAAAUUUCGUACAUUGUUCAUUAGAAUUUCUUGUCUGGUUUGACGGCAAUUACGACGAGACAAUGCAGCGCCGCUAUUAAUGACUGAGAAAUCGUUCCGAGGCUUAUUUAAAUUUCCGACAUCAAUCGGCAUUUUAUGUAUGUAUAUAAAUAAACUAGAUAUUUAAUGAAACAACUUACUUGUCAAUCGAGGCUUAUACGUCGUUUUCCUUCUUACCCAGCAGUUAAUCAAAGUAAAACAAUAAACUAGUCGUACUUUGACCGGAUCAAUGAUCCAUAGAAAAUAGAGGGUCGGAUGAAACGGUAAUUACUUAUUUAUUUAUAAAACAGUUACAUAUUCCCAGAUAUAAUACAAUUUUUAAUAAUAAUUAACGUUGGCUAGGCUUGGGCUUGACUGUAGGUACUUCUUGGUUUAAUAAUACAACGCGUUUAAUCUCGUGGAACGUGAACGAAACAAAUAUCAAUACUUUCAACAAAAUCCAUUCAGCCGCUUCGGUCGGAUUCGUGAGCAUAUUCUCGUACUUUAAUUUUAAUAUUUAAAAUAAAUGUUUCUUUUAGUACGUUAACAACCUAGUAACGGUACUUAAAAACUUGAACCUAACAGCUAAACGCGGUUACACCGCGAUAUGGUAUUUUUUUAGAGCAUUUUAGGAUACAGGGUACCUAUAGGUCUGCAUACAACUAUAUCGGUCGUUUCGCACUUAAGCUACAAUUCCGUACGUUCAGGUAAUUUGGCAAACCUUUCAUGCAGCGGGUCUUAUCCUGCUACGUCCACUGAUAAAUGGAGAGUUGAAGUUUUAUCGGAUUAUAUUACAAAAAUUUGAAUAUUGAUAAUUUAAACCGGAUGAAAGCGUUGGCUCGAUCUUGACCUGGGUAUACGUAGCCUAAACAUUUAACAACCAACAUCCAAACAAUUAUUUUACACACUCGUUC
This is a messenger RNA of Neodiprion virginianus, 2536 nucleotides long. RefSeq names its product protein farnesyltransferase/geranylgeranyltransferase type-1 subunit alpha (gene Fnta). Gene Ontology annotation, molecular function: protein farnesyltransferase activity; CAAX-protein geranylgeranyltransferase activity. NCBI's taxonomy places the organism in Eukaryota, Metazoa, Arthropoda, Insecta, Hymenoptera, Diprionidae. The coding region runs from base 381 to 1388 and encodes 335 amino acids. Gene Ontology annotation, biological process: protein geranylgeranylation; protein farnesylation. The record is from RefSeq and is a predicted model, not a curated record. The transcript is spliced from 5 exons. Gene Ontology annotation, cellular component: protein farnesyltransferase complex; CAAX-protein geranylgeranyltransferase complex; cytoplasm.